Molecule: messenger RNA, 2236 nt
Organism: Alexandromys fortis (reed vole)
Lineage: Eukaryota; Metazoa; Chordata; Mammalia; Rodentia; Cricetidae
Gene: Tmem129
Product: transmembrane protein 129, E3 ubiquitin ligase
Exons: 4
Coding region: 20-1108 (362 amino acids)
Biological process (GO): protein ubiquitination
Cellular component (GO): endoplasmic reticulum; membrane
Molecular function (GO): ubiquitin protein ligase activity
Source: RefSeq, a predicted model, not a curated record
CGCGGUGAGCGGUGUCGCGAUGGACAGCCCAGAGAUGACCUUCACUCUGGCCUACCUGGUCUUCGCCGUGUGCUUCGUGUUCACGCCCAACGAGUUCUACUCGGCCGGGCUCACCGUGCAGAACCUGUUGUCGGGCUGGCUGGGCAGCGAGGAUGCCGCUUUCGUGCCCUAUCACCUUCGUCGCACUUCCGCCACGCUACUGUGUCACUCACUGCUGCCGCUGGGCUACUACAUGGGCAUGUGCUUUGCAGCUUCAGAAAAGCAGCUCUACUCCCCUGGUCAGGCCUCAGAGGCCUGGCAGCUCUUCCUUCUCCUGGCCGUGACCCUUCCCCUUGUCUCCUGUACCCUGAUCUACUAUUGGUCCUGGGACAAGUGGACCCGACAUCCACUGGCCCAAACCCUGGCACUCUAUGCCCUUCCGCAGUCAGGUUGGCAAGCGGUUGCCUCUUCCAUCAACACGGAGUUCCGGCGGAUUGACAAGUUUGCUACUGGGGCACCCGGUGCUAGAGUGAUUGUGACAGACACAUGGGUAAUGAAGGUGACAACAUACCGUGUGCGUGUGGCUCAGCAACAGGAUGUUCACUUGACUGUGACAGAGUCUCGGCAGCAUGAUCUCUCACCAGACUCAAACCUACCUGUGCAGCUUCUUACCAUACGUGUGGCCAGCACCAGCCCUGCUAUGCAGCCCUUUGAUAUUCGGCUGAACUCAGCAGAAUAUGGCGAACUAUGUGAGAAACUCCACGCACCAAUCCGAAGUGCAGCCAAUGUGGUUAUCCGCCAGAGCCUGGGUGACCUCUUCCUAGAAACAUUUGCGUCGCUGGUGGAGGUCAACCCAGCCUAUUCAGUGCCCAGCAACCAGGAGCUCGAGGCCUGCAUAGGCUGCAUGCAGACACGGGCCAGUGUGAAGCUGGUGAAGACUUGCCAGGAGCCAGCGGUGGGCGAGUGCCAGCAGUGUUACUGCCGUCCCAUGUGGUGUCUCACUUGCAUGGGCAAAUGGUUUGCCAGCCGCCAGGAUCCCCAGCGCCCUGACACUUGGCUGGCCAGCCGCGUGCCCUGCCCUACUUGCCGUGCCCGCUUCUGCAUCCUGGAUGUGUGUUGUAUACGCUGACCAUCACAGCCUAUUCUGUGUCUCCACUAGCCACUUAUGAGGAGCAGCUAAAGCUCCUUGACCUUGGCAAAGGUUCUAGUCAAAGCACACAAGUAUCUACAGCCACUCUCUGCCUUGAAUCUGUGGUAGGUUGAGGAUUUUGAUUGAGAAGUUCUCAUGGAAAUGUCCUAUCCCAUACCUUGAGCAUCUUCUCGCCCUACUUACCUCCAGGUGGGGCUGAUAUUUCACAUAGAUUGCUCCAAAGUUCCAAGAUGUUGGAAUUUGACCUAGAGUUUUCAUUGGCCGGUUUGCCUUAAUUCUAUCACAGAUCAUAUCUGCCCCUCAGAACCCUGAGAGUUAUAAGCCAGACCUACAUCUGUCCCAGAGCCUGUGUGAUGUUGGGUAGAUGUUGACAGUUGAGAGGGUUACCAGUGGUGCCACUCCAGUGCGAAGUCCUUUUCUACAGCCAGCCGAGGGACCACUUCUGGGUAGGGAGGCAGGAGCAACAACCUAGAGCCAGGCCAGUUACUCAUGAGGGUUGCAUAUGCUUUAGAGGGCCCACAGUGCUUUUGGUGUCUUCUCUUGCUUCUUUAGUCCAGGGGAGGCCAAGAUCUCAUACUCCUGGCCCUAGGAAAGAACCGGAAAGCCACAACAGUAUCCAGAAAGAAACCCACCAGGGAUGCAGUACAGGGUUAGCUAGAGCCCUUGUGGGUUGCUUGGAUCAGGAGAGGGUACCUCAGUGGUCACGGUUCUGAUGGACAUACCAUUCAUAUCUGUAGUGCAGGUGGGCGGGGGAGAGGCUGCCCUUUACUUUCCAUCUCUGACACAAGCUACAGGAGGGAGAACUUUCCUUCAGCUUGUGGCCCUGAAGCUCCUACAUUUGCCUGCUUCAAGCAGUAGUGACAGACCAAACUAGCCUUUUACCCAGUCAACACUGCACCUAACUCGAGGGAUUUGCUAGCAGAGGAAGCCCAAUUCUGCCUGUCCUGAAGCAUGGCCAGGAGUCACCCAGUUUCAAGGGCCACCUAUCAGGGGCCAAAUGGUUUGAGGUUAUUUUAUUUUUUAACCACAGAGAAGUUAAUUUUAUAAUGAUAAAUGUAAAUGUCGCAAAAUGACACAAUAUUUAAUAAAGUGUUACUUUCCAAGUGA